Vicugna pacos (alpaca) is the source of this 2263-nucleotide messenger RNA. NCBI's taxonomy places the organism in Eukaryota, Metazoa, Chordata, Mammalia, Artiodactyla, Camelidae. The record is from RefSeq and is a predicted model, not a curated record.
AAGGAAAUGAGUGAAACGGAUUUGAAUGUUUCAUCCAGCCCAGUAUAUUCAAAAUACUUCAAUAUGUAAUUGAUACAAAAAUUAUCAAUGAGAUGGUUCUUUGUGGGGCCACAUCUCAGUCUGGACUCGGGACUCAGAUGCUCAGUGCCACGGUCCAGGGCUGGACAUCCAGCAGUGAAGAGGGAGUGCCCAGCACUGGAGUCAGCGGUGGUGCCGGGCUCAGUGCUCAGUGCCCUAGCCAUGCGAACCAUGGGCCGCCUCAGCCCUACGAGGGAGAGUCUGGUAAUAAUCCCACUUUACAGGUGAAGAAAUUGAGGCACAGAGGCUGGAGCCCAGCCUCAAGGCACAGAACUGUGGGGAGCUUUGCACUUACAUUUGCCCCUCCUCCUACCUGCCCGGGCCAGGCCUCCACCAUCCCAGGCUGAGCACCAGGAACAGCAGCCAGGACUGUGGGUAGGGUGGCAGCUGGCCUGGCAGCACAGUGGUACCCCAGUUUCUUCCAAUCUCAACACCCACCUUUGUCUUGGUUGCAUUCCUAUUUGCUUUAGGAAUGAGUGUGUGCCCUAGUUCUGGCUCAUGAGAGGUGAGGGAAAAAUCUAUGGGAGUUUCCCUCCUUAAAUGAGAGACCUGCGAGUGUGCUAUUUGACUUCCUCUUUUAGGACCCUCGUGUUUACAAGGUGGCUGCAGCAGUUGCAGCCAUCACAUGCAGACAAAUCAGAUUCUGAUCUCCUUUCCACAAGAGAGACGAUCAGUUGGCAGUGCCCCCUCAGCGCCGGGGAACAAGCCCGCCUCACCUUCCUGCUUCAGGAGUAAGUACCCACUAGCCCUGCGUGGUCCGGCCGUGGCACUUGUGCGGCGGUUCUGAAGUGGCCCCGCGUUCCGCCGGCCCGUGUGCGCCCUUUGUGACGCGGCCGGGGGGCCGGGGGCCCGGGCGGCGGUGCUGGCAGAGACGGGCCAUGGCCGAGGCGCAGGAGCUGCUACUGCAGCUGCAGAAGGACAACCGCGACGGGCGCCUGAGGAAGCAGGAGCUGGAGGAGCUGGUGCGCGGGCUCGAGGCGGAGAGCGAGAGCCUCACCGCGCGCCUGCAGGACCUGAGCGAGCGCGAGCGCAGGUGCACGGCUGCUCCGCCGGCUCAGGGCACCGGGAGGGAGCGGGCGGUGUCAGGGCGUGGCCCCAGGGGGCUUCUCGGCUCCACCCAAUUCCAGGGCCGCGGGAGCCUCAGUUUUCCCUCUGCAGCCUGCAGCGGCGGCGGAGCCAGGCGGCGCGGGCCCUGCGCGGGGAGGCGCGGGAAGCGGCGCGGGAGCGCGCGGAGCGGGCUCGCGGUCGGCUGGAGGCGGCGGAGCAGCGCAAGCGGGACCUGGAGCAACAAAACCUGCAGCUGCAGGAGCAGUGGGAGGAGCUGUCAAGUCAGGUACAAUCUCUUGCUGCCCCUGGGAAGCCCCGCCCCUUUCCCACCUCCACCUCCCAGGAUAGGUCCCUCCCCCCAGCCAAGGCCCCGCCCUCACAAGCCCCACCCCCCAGCUCUUCUACUACGGAGGAGAACAGCUGAGUCAGCAGCGCGCAGAACAGCAGCUCGGGACCCAAAUGGUGGCGUUGCAGAAACAACUGGAGCUGGUGGAGGCCAAGCACGUCAUGCAGGCGGAGGCCCUGCGGCAGAGCGCACGGCGAAUGGAGGAGGCCUGGGCCAGCUUCCAGGAGCAGAGCGGAGUCCUGCAGGAGCUGCAGGGGAAGGUGAUGGAGGCGGCGGCUGCGCUGGACGCCUCACGGGGAGGCCCGGAGCCGUGCGACUCACAGCCUCGCCGGGGGCAAGACUGCGCGGGGUCGCUUAUGGAGGAGGUGGCCAAGGCGGACUGCGAGAACCGGCUGUUCGGCGGCGCGGGAGCGACAGGCAUCAGGCUGUGGGCGCUCGGCGCGCUGCAGACGCUGCUGCUGCUCCCGCUGGGCGUCCUGGUACUGCCGCUCCUCUACCUGGCGCUGGUGAACCCGUCCGCCCUCCGCCGCGGGCUCGCGCGCCCCGGCUCGGACGCCGCCCUGCGCCGCCUGCGCUACACGCUGGCCCCGCUGCUGGAGCUGCGCCCGCGCGGACUGCUGCCUGCCUAGCACAUCACGCCGGCCGCGGCCGCCUGCACCCAGUCUCCCGCGUGUUUUUUUGGGCGCAGGCGUGGGGAGAUUUGUGGGGAGAGGGGAGAAGGGGAAGAAGAGGUGGUCGGGGGAGAGGUCGGGCUGGUGGAGGCGGGGAGACGCGGGGGUGGUAGGUGGGAGA